UACCUUUCACAAAUUGGCCUGCUAAAUAUCAGUAAUCAUAGCAGCUAGGAUCUGUUCUCAUACUACGAAUACUGAUUCUUGUGUUGUGAUGUCAUCUAUUUGGUUCAUUUUCCGGUUUAAACUUGUUCAUACUUGCGCACACGUCAUCACUACGCGGUGCAAUUUAGCACAAUCUCAAACCGGCCACCUCCUCCCCCAAGUUUUCUAACCUACGCAUCUCUUCCGCCUCUCUUAUCAUCCUUAACCCACCGCUCUUUCUCCUAACCCUAAUUUCUUCUUUGCCACCGGCAUGUCAACCCCCGAUAAUGAAUCCCCCGUCGCCACCGCCAUCGAUCCUUCCACCGCCGUCACCGUCUCGACCACCACUACCAGGAGAGUCCCGCCUCCGUGCUGGACCGACGAGGAGACCGCCGCGCUCGUCAAUGCCUACAAAGACAAGUGGUUCGUUCGCCCUCCGCCGUGGGAACCUCCGUGCGGCUGACUGGGACGACGUGGCCGCGUCGUUGCCUACCUUUGGAGGUCCGGCGAAAACAGCCAUCCAAUGCCGGCACAAGAUCGAGAAGCUCCGGAAACGUUACCGCGGCGAGAAGCAGCGGUGUCUCACCAAACCAGGCAAGUUCUCUUCCUCGGGGGAUCUGUUCCCUGUUUUGGAUGCUAUGGAGUUAGCGUCGGUGACUUCCACGGCCGUUGAACCGAACGAUCAGGAUGUGGAUCGUGAGAACGAGAGUAACGGUGUGGAUGGAUUUAGGGUUAGAUCGAAGAGAUCCUUGGUGAGUACGCCUCGUGACGGGUUUGGGGUUAAGAGUCAGAUGAGAAUGUACGGUGGUUUUAAGCCCGAGUUUGAUUCAGAUCACGAUUCAGGAGGUGGGUUUGGAUCGAAAAGGAGAUACAAUGGACAUCCAAAGUUCAAUGCUGAUUCUGAUGAUGAGAUUUUGUUAGCCCCCAAGGCAACUAGGCUUAGGGGUUCUCAUGGGAAGCUUUCUUCGGGCGAGUUUAGUUUCUUAUUAACGGGAACGUACCAAAUAAGGAUGGUAUAAUUAAUGGGGGAUCAAAUAGCUUUUGAGUGUCCAGUGUGGCUCAAGCACAUCUUCGACAGUGAGAUAAUCCCUCCCUCUACAAAGGGUUACUAUAAGAACUUUUACGAGAUGUUGAGUACUGAUAGUGUGUAGUGCUCUGUUUUUGGCUAGUAUUAGUUGUCGUGGGUUCUGGAUGCAGGUGGUCCAGUCCCUUUAGGCUAAUUCAUUUUGUGUAGUGCUGUUAUGGCUUGUGUCCGAAGUUUGUAAUUCUUGAACCUUCGGUUUCCUUAAUGUUAAUCAACAGAUGACAAAAAAAAAGCUUGAGUGUAGUACAGUAGGACCAAGUGUUCUCUUCAAGUGACCACCUCCAAUAAAGGGGUUCUUAAGAAAAAUACAAAAAAAAAAUUAAAAAAGCAUUAAAGGGGUUCUUCUUUCUAUCUUCUUCUUUCUCUUUUGAAGCUGUUCGUCGUGCGGCUGAUGGAAGCACUUUUGAGAAAUGAUACUGCUCUCACAUCUCUAAAGUCUUAAUUUUUUUUUUGAUUUGUCGAUUUGAGUUUUCUUAUGAUUCAAUCUAGAUUUGUGAUACUCUGUUUUGGGAUUUGAUUCUAGUGAGGAAUAUGGAGUUAUGAUCGCGAUUGCUCUAUUUGAUAUGCACGAGUGCGGAGAGAAACGAAGUGAAGUGAAAAGAUUUAAGUGUGUUUCGAGUGACAAGAUCGAUGAUGAUAUCUCGAAACCAAGCUUUAAAGAUGAACCUAGAUCACCAUUUGUCUUCUUCUUGUACGGUAACCAAAACCUUCCUCUGUUACUUCUCAUUUUUUUCCCUUUAUUUAGAGAGGAUUUUAGGAAUAGUUACGAUGGGAACAUGGUUGAUUUUAGCAAAAACUAGGAGGAGGUCCUUCAGUCUCUGACUACGAGAAGUUUCACGCUGAGAAGUCUGAACUUCAAAUAAAAUACAAUGAUCUUUUGGCUAAAUAGCUGGGCACAUUCACCGAGUAUCGAUUUAUCAAAGAAAAAAAAGUCAAGAAAGGAUAUACCUGAACAAUUCCUCGGCCAACAAUAGUAUCAGGUAUAUGCUUUUAACCAAUGAAACUAUUUGUUACUUUUAUGUCUUUAUCUCUUUUUUGUAAUUCCAUAAAUGUAUAACUCAAUAACAAACAAAUUUGAAAUACAUACCUAUGAUACAAAGGCUUACUACUUCCAUCUAGCUCUCUGUUUCUCCUGUUUCGAUUUUACAGAUCAACCCAGAUUGAUUGCUUGUGUUAAGAGAAGAAGAAGAUGGGGAGAGGAAGGAUUGAGUUAAAGAAGAUCGAGAAUGUGAACAGACUUCAAGUCAGUUUCACCAACAGACGUAAAGUGUUGAUGAAGAAGGCUAACGAUCUUUCGAUUCUCUGCUCGCUCUUAUCGUCUUCUCCAACACCGGCCAGGUUUACCAUUUCUCUAGCCGCAUGUAAUCUAAACACAACGAUUCUUUUCAUUUUGAGAUUUUGGAAAAAGAUCAACUUUCUCGGUU
Brassica rapa (field mustard) is the source of this 2526-nucleotide messenger RNA. Its product is annotated as protein FIP2. The record is from RefSeq and is a predicted model, not a curated record. Lineage: Eukaryota; Viridiplantae; Streptophyta; Magnoliopsida; Brassicales; Brassicaceae.